This is a messenger RNA of Suillus clintonianus, 3390 nucleotides long. RefSeq names its product CHAT domain-containing protein. Gene Ontology annotation, molecular function: protein binding. Lineage: Eukaryota; Fungi; Basidiomycota; Agaricomycetes; Boletales; Suillaceae. The record is from RefSeq and is a predicted model, not a curated record. Bases 1 to 3390 code for a protein of 1129 amino acids. The transcript is spliced from 5 exons.
AUGCCCGGUAACGCAGAAAGUCAAUCUAUUAGACUUGAAAUCAUCGGCGCAAAAAAUCUUCAAGUCCCUUCUGAGCGCAUACCCGCAGGCAUUUACGUGUCCAUCAAUGUCGACUCAAGGAGACGCUGGAAAUCAGCCAUCAGCGUCUUAUCAUCCGACGAAUCCGUAGCGUGGGGAGAUACCAUGACCCUAUCAUCUCACGAGUCACCUGCAUUAUCAAUGGAGAUUAGAGCGUCCUUUGAGCUCGAUCGAACGCUGGGCAAUGGUGAAAUCAUCGGAAAACUUCAAACAUCGUGGGAUGAGUUGCUCCAUCAUGGAGAUGAACCAUUCGAACUGUCCUUCCCUGUUCGUGGUGUCAAUCCUUCGCUCAUGCUGAAGGCCACUGUUGCACAUGCUAGCGAUAAUCAGGACGGCGCACUACUUGACUCCCUCGUAGAAUGCGAGAUUGCUCGAGAAACAGAUGCGGGUCAUGUACGAUUCUCCAGAUACAUGAGACACCAGAGGGUCUCUCACCUGAACGGUGCUGUAGAGCGUUUUCAAUUGGUUCUGGACCGCUGUCCGGUCGAUCAUCCUGACCACGCAGCGGCUCUCACCAACCUCGCGUAUGCCCGCCUUCAAGGUUACAUUCAAAAUGAUCUGCAAGACAUUGAUACCACCACUUCCCUCUUCCGCGAAGCCCUUGCAUUGCGUCCGCAGGGCCACCCAGAUCACGCAUUAUCUCUCUAUCAUCUCACUGAUGCAUUGACAUGGCGCUACGUCAAGGAGCCCACUGCCGUCUAUAUUCAUGAAUCCCUGCAGCUGUGCUACAAGCUACUGCCCGUCUGUCCAGAGGGCACCUACCUCCGUAGCAUCGGCGUAGAUAGAGAGGUCGAUUAUGUGAUUGACGAAUGCAACGAUCUUCCGAUUGAUGCAUCUGACGAAGGCAUCCACCUUCGACGAGUCGUGCUCGAGCUCUGCCCCCUGGGCCACAAAUACCGUUCCGGGGCCCUCGACAACCUUGCACAGGCAGUUGAGGCAUGCUUUGACCAGCAUGGCAGCAUUGACGAUCUAGAAGAGAGCAUACAACUUGGUCGUGAAGCCGUUUCUCUGUGCCCCGAGGGACAUUCUGACCGUGAUACCUACCUAAACAACUUGGCCUUCUCACUCCUAUCCCGCUUUGAUCACCAAGGCAAAUCUCAUGACCUCGACGAGGCCAUUUCCAUGCACGAAGGAGCGUUGCGCCUGUACCCUGUUGGGCAUGAAUUUCGUGAUUGCUCAUUGGACAAUCUAGGGGGCGCCCUCCGCAUCCGUUUCAAUGAACACGGUGACGUUGAUGAUAUCAACCGAGCUGUCAGCCUCCAUCGCGAGGCACUGACGUUGUGCCCACCCGGGCAUCCGCGUCGUGACACCACGCUUCACAACUUUGCCACUGCGCUCGACACCAGACAUGACGAAUUGCAUGUCAUCGAGGAUCUUCACGAGGCCAUUGAUCUGUAUCGCGAAUAUCUUUGGUUAAAGCAGCUUGGUGAUCCAAUGUGCCAUAGAACUCUUUGCAAUUUGAGUUCGGCGCUCUGCUCUCGUUACACGCAAACUCUGCAGCAUGAAGAUGUUGAAGAGGCUAUUAAACUAUGCCAAGAGUCAUUAGCGGUAUUGCCACAACUCCACCCUGACAGGUACUACUCAUACUUCAGUAUACGUGUGGCAUAUAUAUCUCGUUACCAGGUUCAGCACAAGCCUGCUGAUUUGUCACUCGCAAUGGAGAACUUCCGGCUGGCAUCACGACACCCUGCUCAAGGAUUUCCGAACCGUCUCCUUAAUGCAUAUUAUUGGACUGUCAAAGCGGAGCAGCAUGUUGAUGGAUCCGCACUUGAGGCUUACUCAACAUUUUUUGAGCUUCUGGAUGCUCAUUUGGGGUCACGAUCAUCAACUACCUCGCGGCGCGAAGCUGCCUCUGCCUUCCAGUAUGCCAGAUCACUACCUGUAGAUGCAGCAUCAUGUGCCAUUCGCAGUGACAAUCUCCGACGCGCAGUCGAGCUUGCGGAGCAGGGCCGUGGUCAACAGUGGUCACUGGCCUCUCGCCUGAGGAGUCCACUCGAAGACCUUCAGUCCACGAAUCCCAAGCUAGCUCACAAAUUCUCGGAGCUCAGCAAACAUCUUUCUGAAGCCCAGGGUUCCGCAGGCAGCACAGACAGAGCUACUGCUGAUCGGGCCGAAACGGAGUAUCGGAGACUUACAAGGCAAUGGGAAGCUGUGGUAGCUGAGAUACGUAAUAUUCAAGCUUUCUCGCGGUUCCUACUUCCACCUUUGUACGAAGACUUGCAAGUGGCAGCUCGCAAUGGCCCGGUCAUCAUCCUCAUUGCCAGCAAAUACUCGUGCAGCGCCAUCAUUGUCCCGACGUCAGGACAACCCCAUCAUGUUGCCUUGCCAUCUAUUGCUCUCGCAGAUCUCGAGGAUCUCAAGGAUCGGUUCGCCAGGGCAAUACCACAAGCAUCGAAGAUGGGCUUAAACCAGCCGCGCAAUGAUCUGAUUGUCCUCUUGCGGGCAGUAUGGGACGAUAUCAUGCUACCUGUCGUCAACGUACUCGAGCAUGUCCUCGAAUUAAAGCGCCAGUCUCGAAUCUGGCUGUGUCCAACUGCGGCCUUCACAUCCAUUCCUCUCCACGCAGCUCACCCAUUUCGAACAAAGCCAGAUCGCUCUGGGAAGGAGCCAUGCCUGGAGGAUCUCUACAUCUGUUCUUACACGCCGACCCUUUCGGCGCUGAUCAGGUCUAGACAGAUGAUGAAGCUUAAGAAGGAUGCUCCUCCGUCCUUUGUGGCGGUUGGGCAAGGUCAACCGGGCGGAGGGAAUGGCAAGGAGCUCUUAGCUGUCGAUAGCGAGCUCGAGCUUGUCCAUAAGCUCGUCCCCGCGACGGCCAAUCAUUGCACUGUUUCUGGCGAUGCAGCCACACGAGCAGGUGCACUCGAAGCCCUGGAACAGAACACCUGGGUGCAUCUCGCAUGUCACGGCAAGCAGGACCACAACCAGCCUUACGAUUCUCAUUUCGUCAUGAAGGACGCACCUCUCACGCUGCUCGACAUCAUGGAGAAAGAUAUUCCACACGCGGAGUUCGCGUUCUUGUCGGCGUGUCAUACCGCCGUUGGUGAUGAGGAGACGCCCGACGAAGUCAUCCAUCUCGCAGCUGGACUCCAAUUUUCAGGGUUCAAAAGCGUUAUUGGCACGCUAUGGGAGGUCGAUGACGCUGUCGCAAAGCAUGUCGUUGAAGCUUUCUAUGAGAAUAUGGUCAAGAAGUUGGGGGAUGGCGAGUUCAUGGACUGCACGAAGGCGGCUUGGGCACUGAACCGUGCUACACACGCCGUGAAGACGAAGGUGCCGCUCGAGCAGAGGAUGGUUUUCAUACAUAUUGGUGUGUAG